This is a messenger RNA of Trichoderma asperellum CBS 433.97, 436 nucleotides long. RefSeq lists its product as uncharacterized. The record is from RefSeq and is a predicted model, not a curated record. NCBI's taxonomy places the organism in Eukaryota, Fungi, Ascomycota, Sordariomycetes, Hypocreales, Hypocreaceae.
CCUGUCAAACAUACCUCAAAUCAGCCACAAUGCACAUACCUACACUGAUCACUGGCGUUAUAGCCAUGCUUUCGACUGUCAAUGCCCAAGCCAUAACUAAUGUCUUGUUACAUACCGGGCCGCGCCUUGAUGGGGAUAGCUGGGCCUUCACUGGCGAUCCCUAUGUUUGCACGAAAGUCGGCGACGCUGUAUAUCACCAUGUGUUAUCAGUAUCUUUAGAAUACCCUAACCCACCCUCAGGCUUCUACUGCCGCCUCUACAGCUCCGAUGACUGUACCAAUUCGACUUGGACUGGGGCCCAGGUCAUGCGCUUUUUGCCAACACUUCAAGCAAUCUUUGAGUCUGACGUCGGAUCAGUUAAAUGUGACGUUUUUUUCUAAACAGUAUCUAUAGUAUUAUUGAGGACUAGAGAAUACAACUAUUGUGUAAAGACUCC